Molecule: messenger RNA, 1460 nt
Organism: Nilaparvata lugens (brown planthopper)
Lineage: Eukaryota; Metazoa; Arthropoda; Insecta; Hemiptera; Delphacidae
Product: neurogenin-1
Exons: 4
Coding region: 100-1086 (328 amino acids)
Biological process (GO): regulation of transcription by RNA polymerase II; mesoderm formation
Cellular component (GO): nucleus
Molecular function (GO): RNA polymerase II cis-regulatory region sequence-specific DNA binding; protein dimerization activity; DNA-binding transcription factor activity, RNA polymerase II-specific
Source: RefSeq, a predicted model, not a curated record
GAACGCAUUCGUACGCGACGACGAAUCUAGUGAAGCGAUCACAACAGUGGUGAGAGGUUCGAACCCUGUACGGUAUCGGUUAUAACAUCACACAUCGACAUGAGUUUUGUCAAAGAAGAACUCGAAAGUAGCAAUGUGGAAACUGAGGAUUUGGUGCCUGCAGUGGAAAGAGAACUAAUGUUGGACUGUGGUCCGGAGAUUCCGUCCAGCCCCACCGAAAAUGCUGACAGUGCAGAGAUACAGAGCGAGCCAUUAUGCCUUACCACGCUGGAGCCUCCUCCCUACAACAUGACCUGCGCACCACUUGACAUGACCACUGUGAACUACGCCAACAGUUGCCAGCCUCCACCGCUAGUCAGCGCCACAUCAACUCACGACAGCGCAUGCGCAGUAGAUUACAACGCAUGCGCAGCAGAUUAUAACAGCGUACGCGCACCUACUGACCACAACGCAUGCACAGCAAAUUAUGACAGCGCAUGCGCACCUACUGACAACAGCGCAUUCGCAUCUACUUAUGACAUCUCAUAUGCACCUGCACCUACUCAUGACAGGGCACCCGCACCUAUUGACGAUGGCACAUACGCACCUACUGAUGACAGCACAUGUGUACCACCUCAAGGCACCACAUGCGUGCCUACUCGCAAAGCAACCAGAAGCCAGUGGAGAGCGCGACAGACUCAAUCAGAUAAAGAUUACAAGAAGACAGCAUGUGACAGAGAGCGAACAAGAAUGAGAGACAUGAACAUCGCGUUUGAUGCUCUCAGAGAUAAAUUGCCGUUAUGCAAGCCUCCUGGCAAAAAACUAUCCAAGAUUGAAUCCCUCAGGAUGGCGAUACGUUACAUCAACCACCUACAAGGGUUGCUUGAAUUUGGCAACGAAUACGACGACCGUUUCCUGCCUUGUGAGCAUUCCUCCCCCGAAGGCCGCGACGACCUCACACCCCCGCCGCCCACCCAAUGGGCCCCCUCUGCCCCCCUCUACUACUACCAGAGUCCGCUCACCAUUUCCCCAACAGCAUCUAUACCACCAUUCAGCAGUUACACUGUUCCCUAUACACCAUAUCACACCACUGCUUACAACCAUUGAACAAUGCAUAAUUCAUUCAAUUUUGUGUUAUUACAUUGUGAUGUUUUAUUUCUAGUAUAGAAGGCCUAAAAGAAAAAAAGUAUGUAAAGGAUUAAAAUGUGUUUAUUGUAAUGUUUUAUUUCUAAUAUAGAAGCCUACAAGAUAAAAAAUUGUGUGUAGGCUAAAAGAAAAAAAAAUGUGUUUAUUGAAAUGUUUUCUUUCCAGUAUAGUAGGCCUACAAGAAAAAAAAACGUGUUCCCUUUUAUAAAAGUUAAUAUGUUAGAACCAACCUUUUAAUUUUGAUCAGGGUUUUCUUAUAUUUCAAAUUACUCACCCUCUGCAUUCAGACUGCAACCAUUGCCUUUGCCUAACCUUUGGGGUCUCUCAAUUUAAUU